Molecule: messenger RNA, 3369 nt
Organism: Malaclemys terrapin pileata
Lineage: Eukaryota; Metazoa; Chordata; Testudines; Emydidae
Gene: CDH10
Product: cadherin 10
Biological process (GO): cell morphogenesis; homophilic cell-cell adhesion; calcium-dependent cell-cell adhesion
Cellular component (GO): plasma membrane; adherens junction; catenin complex
Molecular function (GO): cadherin binding; calcium ion binding
Source: RefSeq, a predicted model, not a curated record
UUCCCAUGGCAAGUGCUGUGGUUCAAUCAGCAGAACCUCUCUCUCUCUCUCUGUGAGGGAGUGAUUUUUUUUAUUAUUAUUUUCUUAAUCAGGAGCUUUGAAUGAAAGCCAGUCAGUGAGAGAGCUCCCCCCUAAGCAUUGGUUCCCUGCUGUCCAGAGUUAAGUGAUGCUGUGAGAAGAAGCUGAGUUAGAUUCAAGUAGGAUCAGUCUUAGAAAAUAACAGCAGAAAACAACCAAAAAAAGAAAGAUAGUAGCAAAUUCUCCAGCGUUGCUUGGGUUGGACAGUACCACACUUACUCAGAAGCAGAAUAAAAGGAUUUGGUGGAAUAUGUGUGGAAGGGAGAUGAACUACUGGAAAUCACCUGGCCGCACUGCCAACUAAAAAGACAUCAAAAGGUAAUCCAGGAAAACAACACUAUUGACUCCAAAGCCAUCUGGCUUGGAGGACAGACAGCAGUGGAGAACUAUGAUAAUACAAAAAGUCUUACUGCUACUGCUGCUCUGGAUGUGUCUGCCACAUUCCUGCUAUGCAGAAAUGCUAUUCAGAAGGACAACUGACCACCAACCGAAAGGCUUUGUGGCACGUGUAUCAGGGAGUGAUGGAAAAGCACCACCGCCAGAAACGGGGCUGGAUGUGGAACCAAUUCUUCUUGCUGGAGGAGUAUACAGGCUCUGAUUAUCAAUAUGUAGGCAAGCUUCACUCUGACCAGGACAAGGGAGAUGGGUCUCUCAAGUACAUUUUAUCAGGAGAUGGGGCUGGUACUCUUUUUAUUAUUGAUGAGAAAACAGGUGACAUUCAUGCCACUCGGAGGAUUGAUAGGGAGGAGAAAGCCUUUUACACUCUUCGUGCCCAGGCUAUUAACAGAAGAACUCUGAGGCCAGUGGAGCCUGAAUCAGAGUUUGUCAUAAAAAUCCAUGACAUUAAUGACAAUGAACCAACAUUUCCAGAAGAAAUAUAUACUGCUAGUGUUCCUGAAAUGUCAGUAGUUGGUACUUCUGUGGUGCAAGUCACAGCUACUGAUGCCGAUGACCCUUCAUAUGGAAACAGUGCCCGUGUCAUCUACAGCAUACUUCAGGGACAGCCAUAUUUCUCUGUGGAGCCAGAAACAGGCAUCAUCAGGACUGCUUUGCCAAACAUGAACAGAGAAAACAGGGAGCAGUACCAAGUAGUUAUCCAGGCAAAAGACAUGGGAGGCCAGAUGGGUGGAUUAUCAGGGACCACUACGGUGAACAUCACACUGACUGAUGUCAACGACAAUCCACCGCGAUUCCCCCAGAACACCAUCCACCUCCGCAUUCCAGAAUCUUCCCCAGUUGGCACUGCCAUUGGCAGUGUAAAAGCCACUGAUGCUGACACUGGGAAAAAUGCAGAAAUGGAAUACAGAAUAGUUGAUGGCGAUGGAACAGAUAUGUUUGACAUUGUGACACAGAAGGACACACAGGAAGGCAUCAUAACUGUGCGCAAGCCACUGGACUAUGAGACCAGAAGGCUUUAUACACUGAAAGUAGAGGCUGAGAAUACCCAUGUGGAUCCACGAUUUUAUUAUCUUGGGCCUUUUAAAGAUACUACAAUUGUAAAAAUCUCUGUGGAAGAUGUGGAUGAACCUCCUGUCUUCAGCAGAUCCUCUUACCUUUUUGAGGUGCAUGAAGAUAUCGAGGUGGGGACAAUCAUAGGAACUGUGAUGGCACGGGAUCCUGAUUCUGCUUCAAGCCCUAUCAGAUUUUCUUUGGAUCGUCAUACUGAUCUUGACAGAAUAUUUAAUAUACACUCUGGAAAUGGAUCCAUCUACACUUCCAAACCACUUGACCGCGAGAUAUCACAGUGGCACAAUCUUAGUGUUAUAGCAGCCGAGAUCAACAAUCCCAAAGAUACCACUCGUGUUUCUGUUUAUGUUCGAAUUUUGGAUGUUAAUGACAAUGCCCCGCAGUUUGCCGUAUUCUAUGAUACUUUUGUAUGUGAAAAUGCAAGAGCUGGACAGCUAAUACAGACCAUAAGUGCAGUAGACAAAGACGACCCCCUUGGAGGACAAAAAUUUUUCUUCAGUUUAGCUGCUGUUAACCCAAACUUUACUGUUCAAGAUAAUGAAGAUAACACUGCCAGAAUUUUGACAAGAAGAAAUGGCUUCAGUAGACAUGAAAUAAGCACCUAUUUCCUGCCAGUGGUGAUAUCGGACAAUGACUACCCAAUCCAGAGUAGCACUGGCACUCUGACAAUUCGAGUGUGCACCUGCGACAACCGUGGUAACAUGCAGUCCUGUAAUGCUGAGGCCUUGCUCCUUCCUGCUGGCCUCAGCACUGGUGCUCUAAUUGCUAUUCUUCUCUGCAUCAUUAUACUUCUAGUUAUAGUGGUGCUAUUUGCUGCUCUGAAGAGGCAGCGAAAGAAAGAGCCUCUGAUCCUGUCUAAAGAGGACAUCAGAGACAACAUUGUGAGUUAUAAUGAUGAAGGAGGUGGAGAGGAAGACACUCAAGCCUUUGAUAUUGGCACACUGAGAAAUCCUGCAGCUAUUGAAGAUAAGAAGCUUCGACGAGAUAUUAUUCCUGAAACAUUAUUUAUACCACGGAGGACUCCUUCAGCACCAAAUAAUACAGAUGUCCGAGAUUUCAUUAACCAAAGGCUAAAGGAGCAUGAUAUUGAUCCCUCUGCACCACCAUAUGAUUCACUUGCAACCUACGCCUACGAAGGAAAUGAUUCUAUAGCUGAAUCCUUGAGUUCCUUAGAGUCAGGUACUACUGAAGGAGACCAAAACUACGAUUACCUCAGAGAAUGGGGCCCUCGGUUUAAUAAGCUAGCUGAAAUGUAUGGUGGAGGAGAAAGUGACAAAGACACUUCUUAACCUCCAAUAGGGUCCAUUUGAGAGGAAGUAAUUUUACAGACACCUUCUCCACUCAACAAUAUUUAACAUUCAGGAAAAUUUUCCUGCCACUCAGCACAAUGGUUUUCUUUCUAAUUUGUUCAUUGUCAUUCAUUCUUUCUAGUAGGAUGUCACAGAAUAUAUACAGCAUUUUAUUUAAUCACCUUCCAAGAGCCAAGCUAUGGAAAUUCAGUGUUGUCCAUUUUAGUAAGUAAAAGUACUUUCAGAAGCUUGAACAGGGUGAUAUUCCCUUAAGCAACCUCAUGUACAAGCCGCUUUUGUUAGGUACAUGUCCUACCCUUGCAAGUGCAGCUUUUAAGAAGGCAAAGAAAAAAAAAGUAUGUCCAGUUCUGUACAUUAAAAUUUAAAAAAAAUGUACAUGUGGUGUUAAUACGUGUGAUAUGCAGCUGGUUUAAAAAAAGUUUGUGCAACUUCAUUUCAUCAAAUUCUAUCUGCCAAUGUUUUAUAUUUAUAUUUUUGUAUUUAUUUUUAAGAAAUAAACCAGUUUUUACAACUA